UCAUCUCACUGCUCGCGACGGCGCCCGCGCCUGCACGCUCGCCGCGUCGACGCCGGCUGUCUGUCUACGCUUUAGCGCCGCCUCCUCUCCUCCUCCAGCCGGCAUGGCGCCGUCACUGUUGAAACAGGCGACAGUGCCUCUGCCAUCUCGUAGGCUUUGCUGCCCCAAGCGGCAGUGACCUCUUAGGAGCCAUUGUCGGCGCUGCCUCCUUGCUGCCUGUAUCAAAGCUCCGAGGAGUCGCCGUUGAUGCCGCAAGCUGGCGACGCCGCAGAUGCUAUCAGCCAUAGCUCAUGCUGCAAAGCUUGCGGCGAUGCGCCACCGGAGCUUCAAAGGUGCCUCGCCGUAGCAGUAAAUGUGUGUUGACAGUACUGCAAAGGUGAGUCGGCGGAGAUGCAACGGUGCGCCGCCGUGCGCCACCGGGGCUGCAAGCAGCGAACGCCGGAGCUGCAAAGGUGUGUCGUGCACCUGCAAGUAGCGAACGCCGGAGCUGCAAAGGUGCGUCGCCGGAGCUGCAGGCGGUGACGCCGGAGUUACAAAGGUGCAUCGCCGGAGAUAUAAGCGGCGCGCCGGAGCUGCAAACGGUGAACGUCGGAGCUACAAAGGUGCGUCACUCUAGCUGCAUGCGGCGAACACCGGAGCUGCAAACAUGCGCCGCCAGAGCUGCAAAGGUGCCUCACCCGAGCUGCAUGCGGCGACCGCCGGAGCUGCAAAGGUGCGUCGCCGGAGCUGCAAGCAGCGACCGCCGGAGCUGCAAAGGUGCGUCGCCGGAGAUGCAAGCGGCGGAUGCCGGAGCUGCAAAGGUGAGUCACUCGAGCUGCAUGCGGUGAACGUCGGAGCUGCAAACAUGCGCCGUCAGAGCUGCAAGCAAUGAACGUCGGAGCUGCAAAGGUGCCUCACCCGAACUGCAUGGGCGAACGCCGGACCUACAAAGCGACGAACAUCACCAUUGUUGGCGCCACCUCCUUGCUGCAAACCCACCGCCCGGCACCGCGCGCGGCGCUCCGAAGAUCAUGCGCGGAAGCACACAUGGGCUUCCUGCGCUCGAGGAGACGACGGCCGGACUGUCCUUUUUACUCUGCAAUCUGGUGCGGUGCUGGGGUCCACCUACGUGGGAAGAAAGCGACUUGUGCCUCUGUUCUAAUCCAACGGACGCGAGCGCUCCCUUUAGAGUGAUCAGACGGCUACGGAGGCGGAGGUUCGGGGCUUUCAAACCUCCGAAGGAUUAUCAGCGCUCUCCCUUAAAAAUGAUAACAUAGGGCAAAUAACACAGAUGCGCGCAGUGGCACCGUAAUCUUACUAAAACAAAAGGCGUAAACCGAGAAUGCGCUAAAGCUCCUAAUAGACGGUUCGGAGAGGAGAACGUCGAGGAAGAUCACACCGAUCGAGUAUCCAUCAUGGAUGAAUGCUUCCGACAAGCGGAAACAUGAGAGUUAUAUGAGGCGAUUGGUGGCGAAGUGGAACGCCCAGAACCCCAAUGCGACGCCGCUUGUGCUGGAAGAGCUCACGCAGGAGCAGCGGGCGUCGCUGAAACAAGAGCAUUUGGCCAGGGAGAAUGAGAUUGGCGAGGCGUACGCAGCCAGGAUGAAGGAGGAAGACGCGAGAGUGGAGGAGGAAAGGGAUCCGAACCAAGACAACGACGACCGGCUUUACCAACACUACCGAGAGCAUUGGGAGUGGAAAACAAACAAAGAGUUCGGCUCCUUCGAGGACAGGACUCGGAUCCCUGCUAUGUGCUUCACGGAUGAUCCGAUGCCUCGUAUCAGCAGGACCAUGCGUUCUAUGCAGAUCUUUUCAGUCAAAGUCGAGAAAGUAGGCGGGGAUUUACACUGGCCGCUGGAUGUGUUUGGUAUCGUUGCUGUGAGGGACGACCUGGAUUACAAUCGAAAUAUCAUCUUUGAGCGCAACAGGGACAACUGUCAAACCCUCAAUGAGCAGGAUCCAUAUUUAGUACUAACAGGUCCUGUCCGUGCUCCUGUGAGUAUGUUUGGGCCUAUGCGUUUGGACGUCAUCCUGAAGGUGAGGCGCACUAACGUAUCCGAGGACAAAGUUCUAAGCCUGAUAGGCGAACGCUAUGAAUGCUGUGAAUCAAUCAAUUAUCAGGCGAGUAAUGGAGAGAGUGCCCUCAGAUCGUGUGUGAGCAGUGAGAAAUAUAAAAGCAAGCUCAGUACACUGGAGCUGACAUGUGGCAUCGUGGUUAAAUCCAUUGAGGCCACAAUCAGUGUCCGUAUUGUUGAAGGGUCAUGGCCAGAUGGAUUCAGCGGGCAAUUCACUGCCUUUACUGCUAGUGUCAGUCACAUGAGGGUGUCGCUAUUAAAAUUUGGAGAUGGAAGUGUGCCUGUUUCUGCCGCCGCUGAUGGUACCUUGGAGCUCUCACGGCGUGUGGUUUCUGUUGAAAUAUUUGGGGAGCUGCGAAUCUGUGCAUCAGCGCGGAAUGGCAGCAACAAGGUUGAGCCUGAGGUGUCCUUUCAACCUUUGAAAUCUGGUAGAAGCUCUCGUCCUCUUACAGUUGGCUCGUGUGAAAUGGAAGUUACCGUUUGCUGGUCUCUUUUCCCGUUUCGUUAUACCACUGGCUGCACUUCUUCAAGCAAUGGUGUGGCAAGCAAGGCUGGGUGAGGUGAUAGUAGGUGGUAUCUAAUGACAAUAACUUCAAUCUAGCCUCUUAACAACCUGUGAUGCAAGCUUUCCAUUCAGCAUUGUUUGUCCUACUUAGAGGGGCCUGAAGAAAUUGUCUCUCAGCUCUCGUCCUUUGUUUCCGUUAACACCAAAAAAUCCCCCUCUAGCAGUCAUCGACUUUUUUUUUUGAGAUCCCAAUCAUCAACUUGAGGGGCAUCAAAUCCACCCAGGGAGGAUGUACCUUUUGGGGUAGAUAAGAACAAGCGAAUGAUUUCUGACAAUGGCUUUGCCUUGACCUUGUGUUGCAAAACGAUCAGAAAAGUUCGUUGGUUUAAGAAAAGGUUUGUUGGUUUACACCAGUGACGCCGAAGCAUCGGCAUUGGGCCGGAUCCCUUUGUACUGCCUACAUUCCCCAGCUAGAUGCAAUUAACAGUUAAUAUGUCUCUCUGAUUGUUAAUCUACAUGACUGGUGAAUCAGAAUAUUCUCCAGAAAUGGUGGGGAGAUGCUCUGAGAAGUAAGAAAUUCCAUGGACAUAUACUAGAAAUUUCCAGUUCAACCCUGCUAUAGUACUACAAGACAUUUGACAUCUGCAAGAAUUUUGCAUGUGCAUGUAUGUUUGUCUGCAAAUAACUACGCGUGUAUGUGCCUGCAACUAUUUCACGAUUUGGUGGUCAUGAUCAUAUCAUGAGACAAAACUUUGUGCCAAAAAAUUGAUCAUUUUGUGGCACCCUGUUUAUGGAGUUCCUGCAAAUGAAGAUGGGGGACACUUCCUUUUUCUGUUGUCAAGUUUGCUCCAAAUAGCCUCUGCGAUGUUUUUUUUGUGUUUUCUUUUGUCGGAAGGACAAAACGAGAACUACUAUGUCAUCACUUUGGAGAAACAUUGGACGGCGGAGAGCCAUCUUAGUACCGUGUUAUACAGUUGUGAUGUGUGAAGAAGUCAUCAGAUAAGCCUUUCUGAACUUUGCAAGUAUGAGUUGCUCUUGGAAAAGAACACCAGGUUCCUGGAAAGUUUAACCAUUGUAAAUGUUAUCCUUGCUAGAACUAAAAAAUAGUCUGCUUUGU
This is a messenger RNA of Lolium perenne, 3676 nucleotides long. RefSeq lists its product as uncharacterized. The record is from RefSeq and is a predicted model, not a curated record. Lineage: Eukaryota; Viridiplantae; Streptophyta; Magnoliopsida; Poales; Poaceae.